AUGUUUAAGUAUUUUCUGUACAUCAUCGUUGGAUGGGAUCUUAUAAAAACCCUAUCAGCUCAAACCGAACUAAAGAGGCUUAAUCAGCUUGGUGAGAAUCAGCAGAAAUGGUUCGAAUACGAUGCUCAGAAGGAAACUGAAACUCAGGGAAUAAUUGAGGCGGCCAAGAAAUCCUUAGAGGACCAGGUGAAGGCGAUACAUGAUAAGCUGGAAACCAAACUGACGGCGAUAUACAGCUUUUUGGAGCAUUCUCAGUUUGCCGAUGUGGACUAUACGCGAUCAAAAUACACCCAUCCGGAUCUUUUCCAGACAAUUGGCAUAAGACGAUUUUACCUCGAGAUGGGAUAUAGACAGAAUUGGCAUGAUGCGUUAAGCGCAUGCCGUCGAAUGGGCGGUAACCUGGCGACAAUCAAAAAUGAAGCAGAAAUGUUGGCGCUCCUUUCAAAAGCUAAACGACGCCAUGAGUUUUGGGUGGAUAUCAACAAUAUGGGAGAUGGAGUCUACCGCACAACAUUCGACGGAAAGCCAGCACCGUAUCUCAGAUGGGGUAAAGGCUACAAACCUGGCUCACAGGACUGCGUUUCUCUGAAUGAAGAUACUAAGAGAAUGCACAAUUCACAAUGUACCCGUACACACUUCUUCAUCUGCCAAGAAGAGCCGGGGGUAUGA
This is a messenger RNA of Drosophila eugracilis, 669 nucleotides long. It is a transcript of the gene lectin-30A, whose product is annotated as C-type lectin 37Db. The record is from RefSeq and is a predicted model, not a curated record. Gene Ontology annotation, molecular function: carbohydrate binding. Gene Ontology annotation, cellular component: external side of plasma membrane. Lineage: Eukaryota; Metazoa; Arthropoda; Insecta; Diptera; Drosophilidae. Gene Ontology annotation, biological process: biological process involved in interspecies interaction between organisms. Bases 1 to 669 code for a protein of 222 amino acids. The transcript has a single exon.